AUGUCCCCCUCUGCUAUCAGCGACAACACCCCCGAGCAGCGCCCUGCCGCCAACGGCACCACCCCGGACAGCCUCGCCAUCCAGGCUCCCGCCGACUUCACCGGCUAUGACCACGUAACGUGGUGGGUGGGCAACGCCAAGCAGGCGGCGUCCUACUACACGACGCUCUUCGGCUUCGAGACGACGGCGUACCGCGGGCUCGAGACGGGCAGCCGGUACUUUGCGUCGUACGUCGUGUGCUGCAACGGCGUCCGCUUCGUCUUCACGUCGCCGCUGCGGUCCGAGGUGCACCUCCCCGCGGACGAGCCCAUCACCGACGCCGAGAGGAAGCUCCUGCGGGAGAUGCACGCCCACCUCGAGCGGCACGGCGACGCCGUCAAGGACGUCGCCUUCGAGGUCGACAACGUCGAGGCCGUGUACAGCAAGGCCGUCGCGGAGGGCGCCGUCGCCGUCCAAGGCCCGACGGUGACAAAGGACGAGCACGGCUCCGUCACCACGGCCGUCAUCUGCACGUACGGCGACACCACGCACACGCUCAUCAACCGCCGCGACUACAACGGCCCCUUCCUCCCCGGCUUCCGCGCGGGCAACAAGCGCGCCUCGUCCGUGGCCCUGCCCGACGUGCCGCUGGCCCGCAUCGACCACUGCGUCGGCAACCAGUCGUGGAACGAGAUGGUGUCCGCGUGCGCCUUCUACGAGCGCUGCCUGUCCUUCCACCGCUUCUGGUCCGUCGACGACUCCCAGAUCUGCACCGAGUUCUCCGCCCUCAACUCCAUCGUCAUGUCCUCCCCCAACAACCUCGUCAAGAUGCCCAUCAACGAGCCCGCCCCCGGCAAGAAGAAGUCCCAGAUCGAGGAGUACGUCAUCUUCAACUCCGGGCCGGGCGUGCAGCACAUUGCGCUCCUCACGCCCGACAUCAUCUCGUCCGUGUCGGCCCUGCGCGCGCGCGGCGUCGAGUUCAUCAACGUCCCGUCCACCUACUACGACACCAUGCGCCAGCGCCUCAAGACGGACAAGCGCAACUGGCAGCUCAAGGAGGAUCUGGACACCAUCCAGCGGCUCAACAUCUUGAUUGACUACGAUGAGGCCGGGUACCUGCUGCAGCUGUUUACGAAGCCGCUGAUGGACCGGCCGACGGUGUUUAUCGAGAUUAUCCAGAGGAACAACUUUGAGGGCUUUGGCGCGGGCAACUUUAAGAGCUUGUUUGAGGCCAUUGAGCGGGAGCAGGCGGAGAGAGGCAACUUGUAA
This is a messenger RNA of Trichoderma citrinoviride, 1248 nucleotides long. RefSeq names its product 4-hydroxyphenylpyruvate dioxygenase. Lineage: Eukaryota; Fungi; Ascomycota; Sordariomycetes; Hypocreales; Hypocreaceae. Gene Ontology annotation, biological process: L-tyrosine catabolic process. Gene Ontology annotation, molecular function: 4-hydroxyphenylpyruvate dioxygenase activity. The record is from RefSeq and is a predicted model, not a curated record. The transcript has a single exon. Bases 1 to 1248 code for a protein of 415 amino acids.